Molecule: messenger RNA, 1107 nt
Organism: Rotaria sordida
Lineage: Eukaryota; Metazoa; Rotifera; Eurotatoria; Philodinida; Philodinidae
Source: the annotation of a GenBank genome assembly
AUGAUGGAAAAUCAUAGUCAUCUUUCAAUAUUCUUAUUAAAUGAUUAUGAUUCAUGUACAUUUACAAAUGAAAUACUUAUACGUUAUUUUGGUAUAAUAAUUUUCUCGAUUGGAAUUAUAUCAACAUUAUUAAGUAUUUGUGUAUUUACAAGAAAACCUCUUCGUCGUAAAUCAUGUUGCUUUUAUUUUUUAAUAUUAGCAAUAAGUGAUUCAAUACAUUUAACAACAAUGACGAUUGAACAUUUACGAUAUAGUUUUCAUAUUGAUUUAAUUGUAUUUUAUUCAAUUACUUGUAAAUCUAUUAUAUUUAUGAUAUAUUUUUCGAAUCAUUUAUCCAAUAUUGUAAUAACAUUAGCAUCAAUUGAUCGAUUUAUUUUAAUUUAUUAUCCAUCACAAUCUAAACGUUUUUGUAAAACAAGUAAAGCUAAAUGGCUUGUUUUAAUCGUUAUAAUAAUUCUUCUAUUUUCUACUGGACAUAUUCUAUAUGGAUAUGAAAGAGUUUCAUUAAAUUUUAACAACUCAUACUAUUUAUAUGAUUGUAAUAUACCUCAUGAUAAUAGAAUUUAUAUCAGUUUCUUUAACUUUUAUGAUUCAUAUAUUGAAAGUAUAUGUUUUGUUUUUAUUCCAUUUAUCAUCAUGAGUUUAUGUUCAAUAUUAAUUAUAUUUCAAAUAACUGGAACACGUAAAACAAUACGUCAUAAUAAUCACAUGCGAAACACUCGAUUACGUAAUAAAGAUAUUCAAUUAUGUUGUAUGUUAAUUGGUACGUCGUUUGCAUUUCUUGUUCUUUGUUUACCAGCUGAAAUAAAUGAUAUAUUUAAUUAUAUUACGUAUGAACGUUCAUGUUAUCAUUGGUUUCGAAAAGUUAUUUUAAUGCUUAUGCAACAAAUUUAUUAUGCUGGACAUUUUUAUAUUUAUACAUUAACUGGUCAAUUAUUUCGUAAACAUUUGUAUGCAAUUCUAUUUACACGUUGUCAUCAGAAAUCUAUUAAUACACAUCCAAAUCUAUGUGUAAUUAUUGAUCAACGACCAAGUAUAAGAGUUGAAAAUAGUCAAAUGAAAACAAUAAUAUUUCAUUCAUCAAUAAGAACAAAUAGUGAACAUUAA